AUGAUGGCGCAGGCGUAUUAUCUUCCAUUCUUCUUCCAAGCAGUCCAAGCAACAUCCGCUAAGGUGUCCGGCGUGCAAAUCCUACCCUCCGGCAUCACCAUCGCGAUUGCUACGCUUGUUAGUGGUAUCUUCAUCACUAUGGUAGGCUAUUACGUACCAUUUAUGUGGACAGGCGCUGCUAUUUUUACUGUGGGCUGCUACCUUCUCCACACUCUGGUUUGGUCAAGUACGAUGAAGGCAUGGUUCGGAUACCAAGUGAUAAUAGGUAUUGGCUACGGAAUCUCGGUCCAAGUCCCCUACCUAGCUGUGCAGGUAGUCGUUAUUUCUGUCGACAGACCCCUGGCCAAUGCAUUGAUUUCACUCUUUCAGGCUCUUGGAGGAGCUCUCGGGCUCAGCAUCGCCGAAAACGUGUUUCAGACAUGGCUCAUUAAACGACUCGACAAAAUUCAAGACAUUAACGUGCCGAUUAUCAUCGCAUCAGGUGGCACAGACCUGGAAACGAUCGUCAGCGCGUCAAAUCUGGACUCAGUUCGCAAUGCAUUUAGUGGUGCUGUUAUUAAUGCCUUUCUAGUCUCUGUAGCAGCGGCUGGAGCAGCUUUCGUUACGAGUCUCGGCAUAGAAUGGAGACGUAUCGGCGUCAAAAAGGACAGCCCAGAAAUGAGAGACAACUCUGUAGUAGAGUCAACAAGUCAUUAA
Messenger RNA from Talaromyces amestolkiae, 696 nucleotides. RefSeq lists its product as uncharacterized. Gene Ontology annotation, molecular function: transmembrane transporter activity. The transcript has a single exon. Lineage: Eukaryota; Fungi; Ascomycota; Eurotiomycetes; Eurotiales; Trichocomaceae. Gene Ontology annotation, biological process: transmembrane transport. The record is from RefSeq and is a predicted model, not a curated record. The coding region runs from base 1 to 696 and encodes 231 amino acids.